Gloeophyllum trabeum ATCC 11539 is the source of this 806-nucleotide messenger RNA. RefSeq lists its product as uncharacterized. Bases 249 to 806 code for a protein of 185 amino acids. Lineage: Eukaryota; Fungi; Basidiomycota; Agaricomycetes; Gloeophyllales; Gloeophyllaceae. The transcript is spliced from 4 exons. The record is from RefSeq and is a predicted model, not a curated record.
GUCUGCUGGUCCAGUUUACUCGGAUCGGGAUACAAGGACCUACAAUGUUGGCGGCACUCCACUCACGGAGACACUCGCCUUUCGCAGACCUUUUGUCUCAUUCCCUUGACAACAUCCCACCGGACAAUAGACUCCUGGCGCUCGGCGUCGGCCAACCAUAACUCGUGCCGCCCGACAAUAGCCCGGCGGCGACCUCACUCUCGGUGCCGCGAGCGCAGGCGGAUUGCUUGUCUUUAAAGAUCGUCCGUAUGAAUGGAUGCGCACAUAGACAGCCCGACAUGUCUGUCAUGACGCUCCAAGGCCAGCCCGGCCGACCCACCCCGAAGAGCAGCCAGAGCAACAAACUCCGACUAUACCUCCUCUUCUACCGCUCGCCCGACCACGCCAAGUUCCACGCCGCGCUCACCAUCGCGCCGAAAAAGCCCGACCCGGCAAAGGUGCAGACCCUGCGCUUCCGCGCGGGCGAGAGCAAGCAGGUGGUCAACUACGACCAGAGGAUGGUCGCCGCGGUGCUGCUGUGCAAGCUCGACCCGGACGUGACCGGCGUCGGGCUGUCCAUGCUCCUGUCGAGGGAGGUGCCGGUGUAUGAUAGCGGCGGCGGCGGUGGUGGGAGGCAGUGGGUGUGCGAUGCGAUAAAUCUUCUCGUUGACCGAAAGGUUAUCCCCGCGCUCCCGCUGAGCGUCCACUCCCUUUGGGAGAAAGGAUAUCACUUCGCCGAGAGCGUCGAAGAGGAUGAAGAUCGACAAGUUCCUACGUGCGACGUCUACGGCGCCAGGAUUCGCUCCGAGUUGUCAAGAAUAUCAUAA